Molecule: messenger RNA, 1608 nt
Organism: Penicillium mononematosum
Lineage: Eukaryota; Fungi; Ascomycota; Eurotiomycetes; Eurotiales; Aspergillaceae
Gene: gua1
Product: GMP synthase (glutamine-hydrolyzing)
Exons: 5
Coding region: 1-1608 (535 amino acids)
Biological process (GO): GMP biosynthetic process
Cellular component (GO): cytosol
Molecular function (GO): ATP binding; GMP synthase activity; GMP synthase (glutamine-hydrolyzing) activity
Source: RefSeq, a predicted model, not a curated record
AUGUCUGAAUCCGAGGUGAUUCCUCACAACAGUUUCGACACCAUUCUGGUGCUCGACAAUGGAUCCCAAUACACCCACCUCAUUACCCGCCGUCUACGAGAGAUCAAUGUCUACUCUGAGAUGCUCCCGUGCACCCAGAAGCUCGCCGACCUGACCUGGAAGCCCAAGGGUAUCAUCCUGUCCGGUGGGCCUUACUCCGUGUACGAGGAGGGUGCCCCCCACAUCGACCCCGCCUUCUUCGAAUUGGGCGUCCCCAUUCUGGGAAUUUGCUACGGUCUCCAGGAGAUUGCCCACCGUCUGCACGCCGACAGCGUUGUCGCCGGUACCGCCCGCGAAUAUGGUCACGCUGACCUGAAGGCCACCCGGUUCGGAGGCCAUGUUGACAAGCUGUUCGAGGGCCUUGAGGAUGCCAUGACCGUGUGGAUGUCCCACGGUGAUAAGCUCUGCAACUUGCCCGAGGGAUUCCACACUAUCGGCGAGACCAAGAACUCUGAAUACGCCGCUAUCGCCCACAAGUCUGAGCCCGUGUACGGCAUUCAGUUCCACCCCGAGGUUACUCACACUCCUCAGGGCGGCCAGCUUCUUAAGAACUUUGCUGUCGGCAUUUGCGGUGCCAAGCAGAGCUGGACUAUGUCCGAGUUCAUCGGCCAGGAGAUCACACGCAUCCGUAACCUCGUCGGCCCUACCGGUCAGGUCCUGGGUGCUGUCAGCGGUGGUGUCGACUCUACCGUUGCUGCCAGCCUUAUGACCGAGGCUAUCGGUGACCGUUUCCACGCCGUACUUGUCGAUAACGGAUGCAUGCGUCUGAACGAGUGCGAAGUUGUCAAGGAAGUCCUGCAGAAGCAGCUUGGCAUCAACCUUACCGUUGUCGAUGCCAGCGAGGAAUUCUUGGCUGGCCUGAAGGGCGAGCACGAUCCCGAGAAGAAGCGCAAGUUCAUCGGUGGCAAGUUCAUCGAUGUGUUCGAGGAGGAGGCCCGCAAGAUCGAGGCCAAGAGUGCCGGAAAGGUCGAGUGGUUCUUGCAGGGCACUCUCUACCCUGAUGUCAUUGAGAGUAUCUCAUUCAAGGGUCCUUCGCAGACUAUCAAGACUCACCACAACGUGGGUGGUAUCGCCGAGCGUCUCAUGGCCGGUCACGGCCUGAAGCUGAUUGAGCCUCUGCGCGAGCUUUUCAAGGAUGAGGUCCGCGAGCUGGGCCGCCAGCUUAAGAUCUCCGAGGAGCUUGUUGGCCGCCACCCCUUCCCUGGCCCCGGUCUCGCCAUUCGUGUCUUGGGUGAGGUCACCAAGGAGAAGGUCGAUAUGGCCCGCAAGGCCGACCACAUCUUCAUCAGUAUGAUCCGCGAAGCCGGUCUGUACGAUGAAAUCGGCCAGGCCUACGCCGCGCUGGACCCCUCGCGCGCCGUUGGUGUCAUGGGUGACAAGCGUGUGUACGCCAACAUCAUCCUCCUCCGCGCCAUCUCCACCAAGGACUUCAUGACCGCCACCCCCUACCCCUUCGCCUACGAUUUCCUUAGCAAGGUCGCUACCCGCAUCGUCAACGAGGUCGAGGGUGUGUGCCGUGUUGCAUACGACUUCACUAGCAAGCCCCCCGGUACUAUCGAGAUGGAGUAG